Aphanomyces astaci is the source of this 609-nucleotide messenger RNA. RefSeq lists its product as hypothetical. Gene Ontology annotation, molecular function: GTPase activity; GTP binding. The transcript is spliced from 6 exons. The coding region runs from base 1 to 609 and encodes 202 amino acids. NCBI's taxonomy places the organism in Eukaryota, Oomycota, Saprolegniomycetes, Saprolegniales, Verrucalvaceae. The record is from RefSeq and is a predicted model, not a curated record.
AUGUCAGGCCUUCGCAGCAUGGAGACGACGCACAAGAGCACCUUGGUGCUUCGGUGCAAAGUUGUUGUGGUGGGAGAUGGCGCCGUGGGCAAGACGGCGUUGUUGCAGUCUUUCAAGAGCAACGGACACGAGUACCCAAAGAAUUACGUCAUGACAUCCAAUGCCGAAUUGGUAGUCAAACCUGUGCCGAUUCCCGAUACGAAUGUCCUCGUGGAGCUGUACCUGUACGACUGCCCAGGGCAAAGUAUCUUCAACCAACGCGAGUUUGGCUCCGUGCAUUUUGAAGGCGCGUCCAUGAUCAUGUUGGUCUUUGACGUAAACAGCAAAGAGUCGUUCAAGUCGUGCACGAAAUGGUACCAAGAUGUGGCCAAACCGUCCUCCAACCAUACCCUUCCAGGGGUACUUGUGGGCAACAAGUCGGACAACAAGGAAGGCAACCGGGACGCGAUUUCCCAGAAAGAAGCCGAAGAAUUCGCCGACCAAAACAACUUGAAGUACUAUGAAUGCUCCGCGCGCCUCGGAACAGGGGUCGACGUGCCCUUUGUGCAUCUGGCCAAUGCGUUCAAGCAAAAGUACGACGACUUUGCCGAGCGCGCCGAGAAUAAUUGA